CCAUCAGUCGAGCAGCAUGAUUCGGUUUCAGCAGAGGCUCGGCUUCGCUGCAGGGCUGCUCUUACUGGCAGUGUCCACAUGCCACGGUAAACUGGUUUGUAAAGAAGGCCAAAGCGGUCCGACGCAUGAGUCCAUGCAGGCCGUGUUUGACCUGCAACCCUUCAGGCCAGCUGUAAACCUCAGCAACCCCACCGUCGCCAACAUCUCCUUCACCCUGUACGCUGUCCUCGGAGUGAACGAGAAAGCUCAGAUUCUCACCACGUUUCUGUGGCUCAGACUGUUCUGGCACAACGAGUUCUUGGUUUGGGAGCCUGAAGAUUGUGACGGUGUCACCAGGAUUUCUCUCCCUGCGAAGGAGCUGUGGUCUCCGGACAUCAUUGUUUAUGAAUUCGUGGACGACGACGUUUCCCAGGCGUGUCCUUACGUCUACGUCAACCACACGGGACACAUCCGCUGGGACAGGAUGCUGCGGCUCGUCUCGGCCUGCAACCUGAAGAUCUUCAGCUUUCCUUUUGAUGUGCAGAACUGCACCUUUACGUUUGGCUCGUACAUGCACACUAUACGCGAUGUCAGACUCAGUCCAGCCCUGACCUUCGACGAGAUGUCGGAGAACUCAAAGCAAUACCUGGAAGCCAGUGGAGAGUGGGAGCUGGUGGACCUAUUAGGAGAGACGUCCAUUCUACAGUUUGGCGUUGACGAGUGGGACAUCAUCACCUUUUGGGUGGUGAUAAAGCGACGCCCGGUGCUCUACGUGGUCAACCUGCUGAUCCCCAGCUCCUUCCUCAUGCUCAUCGACAUCCUGUCCUUCUACCUACCCCCCCACAGCGUGGACCGCGCCUCCUUCAAAAUGACCCUGAUCCUGGGUUAUACCGUUUUUCUGCUCAUCAUGAAUGACCUGCUGCCCAGCACGGCCAAUGGAACCCCCAUCAUAGGCAUCUAUUUCUCUGUGUGUCUGGCUCUCAUGGUCAUCAGCCUUCUGGAGACGGUCAUCAUCACCAAUGUCCUCCAUCACAGCUCCAUGAAGUAUCAGGAGGUUCCAAACUGGGUUCGAGUGGUCGUCCUUAAAUACAUCGCCAACCUGAUCUGCUACCGCUGGCCCGAAGAUGUCCGUCCCACUCAGAAAACAGAGGAGGAGAAACCCGAGAGCUCACACAGCAGCACCGAGGCGUGGGUCAUCCAGCCAGCCAAUCAGGCAGCAGACAGGCACCCAACCUGCAAUGGAGGUGCAGUUUCUCUCCCUGAGCUGCAGCUGAUCUGUCAGUACCUAAAGGACCUGCGUGCUCAUCUUCUGUCUCUGCAGAAGGAAAACCAGCUGCUGGACCAGUGGUGUCACGUGGGAUACGUCCUCGACUUCCUGCUCUUCCGCAUCUACCUGUUUCUGAUCAGCUGCUACGCCAUGGUCAUCAUCACUAUGUGGUGCAUCUGGAUCAGCCAGACUUGUUGUGUGGCAGUUUUGAACUGCACCAGUCCAACCCCUGACUCCCUGUUUAAGGGGCUUGAAAACUAUUUAUCUUCUAGGAAGCUGAUCCGCCCGGUCUCAAAGUUUUCAGAACCGCUACGCAUAAAUAUCAGCAUUACUGUGGUUGGGAUUUUAGGAGUGGAUGAAAAAGCUCAAACAUUGACAACUUUCCUAUGGCAAGUCCUGGAGUGGGAUAUAGCAGGACUCAGCUGGGACGAGGAGGAAUGUGGAGCUGAAAAAGUCUCUUUGCCUCGGGAAAUGCUUUGGCUUCCAGAUGUCCACAUCGCCGAGUUCAUGGACGAGAAUAGAUCUCCUCAGACUCCUUACGUUUACCUGUACAACACAGGUCAUGUUUUUGACGAUAAGCCAAUUAGAGUUGUCAGCUCCUGCAUGUUAGAAAUCUACAACUUUCCCUUUGAUGUUCAAAAUUGCUCACUGACGUUUGGAUCAUAUUUGCACUUUGCUACGGAAAUACGGAUGUUUUCUGCCAUGACACCGGAGGAGAUUCUCAGUGAGUCCAAAAGUGUGCUGGAGACAAACGGGGAGUGGGAGCUCUCCAGCGUAAAUGUGGUUCGCUCCCAACUGGAGUUAGACGUAGGAAGCUACUCUGAGAUCCAAUAUGAACUGAUCCUGCGCCGCAGACCAACCCUUUAUGUGGUGAACCUCCUGGUCCCUAGCUGCUUCCUCGUCGCCGUAGAUCUCAUCAGCUUCCUGCUGCCUCCUCAGAGUGUGGACAGAUCGUCCUUCAAGAUGACCCUGAUCCUCGGCUACACAGUCUUCCUGCUCAUCAUGAACGACUUACUGCCGAUCACAGGAGACGAGACACCUCUGAUCAAUGUGUUCUUCUCCAUCAGCCUGGCUCUGAUGGUGGCCAGUCUUCUGGAGACCGUCUUCAUCACAAACAUCCAGUUCAGCUCCAGCCAGUACAGCGCCGUGCCUCACUGGCUCAGCGUGCUGGUGUUGCGUUAUCUCGCUGUGGUCGUAUGUAUGCCUCCAAAGAAGAAGAGCAACAGAGUUACAGUCGACCUCAACCCAUCUCACAAAGAUUCACAUAUGAGCCCCAUAACCAUCUCAGGAAAUCAGAGUAUCUCAGAAGAAAAACAUCCGGUGAAGUCCCACGCCCAACCUGCUGCCCCUCCAGAGCCGGCUCUUGAGGAACUGAGGAAGCUGAGCAGAGAUCUCACAGCCAUCCGUCUUCAGGUGGACAAACACUUCCAGGGGUCAAACACUGCCGAGGAAUGGCAAAUGAUUGGAGCUGUUAUUGACCGUCUGCUGUUCUGCUUGUACAUCCUCUUCAUUGCUGCGAGCUUCAUCACCAUCACAGGUAUCUGGAUCUGGAAUAACUCGUAUGCUGCAUAGUUCAGGUU
Molecule: messenger RNA, 2826 nt
Organism: Fundulus heteroclitus (mummichog)
Lineage: Eukaryota; Metazoa; Chordata; Actinopteri; Cyprinodontiformes; Fundulidae
Exons: 17
Coding region: 17-2818 (933 amino acids)
Biological process (GO): nervous system process; chemical synaptic transmission; signal transduction
Cellular component (GO): neuron projection; membrane; synapse
Molecular function (GO): neurotransmitter receptor activity; extracellular ligand-gated monoatomic ion channel activity; transmembrane signaling receptor activity
Source: RefSeq, a predicted model, not a curated record